GCUUUACUGCUGCUUCUAUCACUUCCUCAAGUGAACACUGCCUCAAUAUGUGGAGUUACAAACACAGGAUGACCAGAAAUAGUCUGGACCUUUGACACACCGGGACAGGAAAUAUUGUUCUACAGCAAAGAUUAUUUGCACGUUGUUGGUCGAAAGCAUGUUCCUGUGGCAGUAUCUGACAACGCUCUUGCUGAUAGCUGUUCAAAUAUGCAAAGCUCAGAAAUGCGAUGACUUCACAGACCUAGACCUCAAUAAUGCAAUCAUAGGGACAUCCCUGAGGGUUAGGUUGCUGCUGUACACCAGUGCCAAUCCAGAAUGUGGUUCACUUGUGUCCCACACAAACCUUUCAGCGCACCCUCAGUUCAACUUGUCCAGACCGACCAGCUUCAUCAUUCAUGGGUAUCGGCCCACAGGAUCUCCACCGGUGUGGCUUAACAACAUCACACAGUUGAUGCUGGACAGGACAAAUGGUAACGUCAUAGUAGUGGACUGGAACCACGGGGCUGCUAAUGUAAAUUAUCUUAAAGCAGUAGAGAACACCUACAAGACAGCAGAAAACCUCACUGCUUUCAUUGGAAAGAUGCGGGACCAUGGCGCCACUCUAAACUCCACCCACAUGAUCGGAGUCAGUCUUGGAGCUCAUAUAUCAGGCUUUGUAGGCAAAAGACUGAAUGGGGAAAUUGGAAGAAUUACAGCUCUGGAUCCUGCUGGUCCACAGUUCACUGGCAAACCUCCAAAGGAUCGCCUGGAUUUCACAGAUGCCCAGUUUGUGGAUGUCCUGCACACAGACAUAGAUGCGCUGGGCUUUAGAGCACCUUUAGGUCACAUUGAUUUCUAUGCUAAUGCAGGAACAGACCAACCUGGGUGCCCAAAAACCAUCUUUUCUGGAGGAGCCUAUUUCAAAUGUGACCACCAGAGAUCAGUGUUGCUGUACCUUGACGCUCUGAAGCCGGUAUGCAACUUCAGGGCCUUCCCCUGCUCCUCUUACAAUGACUUUAUGGAUGGUAUCUGCAUGGAUUGUAAUCAGUUUGGAACUGCUGGAUGUCCUGUCUUUGGUUAUGACAUCAUAAAGUGGAAAGACGUGCUGCGCAUAGGGCAAACAAAAGCUUUCUUCAACACAAAUAAAGUCUCUCCAUUCUGCUUGACAGGCUACAAGGUGGAUGUGAUAAUAUGGAACCAGGAAGUACGCUGGGGCUACAUCACUGUUAAACUUCAUGGGAAUGGCAAAGAAGCAGUGGCGACCAUCGACCAUAAAUCAUCAAAGUUCCAGAGGUACAAAGAGACACAUUUAUUUGCACAGUUUGACAAAGACCUACAGACAGUGAACAAGGUGUCUCUCACAUUCUCUACUGGAAAUGUGUUCAAGCCCAAAUAUAAGCUCCGUGUCCUUCGAGUCCGUCUCACACAUAUGGAACGCAAGGAGGGGCCUCUCUGUCGAUAUGACAUCCUUCUUCAGGAGAACAAAGAAGUCACCUUCAGGCCUAUUCCCUGUGAAGAAUCCAACUUCUGAAGCAAAAAUUGGACAUUGCUUCAAAAAUGUCACCGUUUGUUCUGGAUCGUACAGAAAAAGAAUACAGACGGCAAAAAAGAAUGCACCAACCUGCCACAAUGUGACCAUUUUGAUCUGAAAAUGAAAACUCUGUAUAUUUGUUUUUAAGAGUAAAUGUUAUUUUUAUUAAAAAUUUU
Scomber scombrus (Atlantic mackerel) is the source of this 1686-nucleotide messenger RNA. It is a transcript of the gene lipia, whose product is annotated as lipase, member Ia. Lineage: Eukaryota; Metazoa; Chordata; Actinopteri; Scombriformes; Scombridae. The transcript is spliced from 11 exons. The record is from RefSeq and is a predicted model, not a curated record. Gene Ontology annotation, molecular function: lipase activity; carboxylic ester hydrolase activity. Gene Ontology annotation, biological process: lipid metabolic process. Bases 158 to 1510 code for a protein of 450 amino acids.